Molecule: messenger RNA, 2243 nt
Organism: Puntigrus tetrazona (Sumatra barb)
Lineage: Eukaryota; Metazoa; Chordata; Actinopteri; Cypriniformes; Cyprinidae
Exons: 4
Coding region: 1638-2087 (149 amino acids)
Source: RefSeq, a predicted model, not a curated record
GUGAAAUUUGAAUAAUAACCCUAAAAGCUGUUUCUCCAUCACUGUUCAGUUUAUUUAUUAAUAUAUAAAAGCAUAAUUCCUCACCCUUAGCUCUUGACACAGAGCUUCUCUGCAUGUUCUACUUGUCAGAAUGUGAUGCAAGAAAAAAUAAAAAUGCAUUGGAAAAGAUGCACGUAAACCAAACAUUAUAAGGCAAAAAGGUAAACGACACUUUUAUAGUGAAAGUAAUUUUGUCAAGUUUUUAAAACGCAUGAAUCAAGACACACUAAAAGCUGAAACGUCUCGCUCGAGCUUGACUUUAUUCAGGAAAACACAGCUGCUCCUCUUUAUCUAUGAAUCUUUCAUUUAUCGUCUCACAAAAAAAUAUCCUAUUUUAUUCACAUAACGUUUCAUUUAAACCUGUGUGCAUAGUAUCCGUGCUAUCUGCUAUCACGGAAAAGGACUAAUAUAUAGAAUUUAGGAUGGAUAAUAUGCACAUUAAGACAUGUCCCGUUUAUCCAUCAGGGGCCACAGAUGAUCACGCAUCGCGUCUUUUCAUUCAGUUCUUAGGUUUUUCAACUUUUUUUGUGUCUGUAAAGCAGCUUUUAACACAAAUGAAUGCUUUUUGUUAGAGAAAGGAGCGAAAACAUAAGAGAGAAGAAUAAUGUUUGUGGUAAUGAAGUAGAUUAAUGUGCAGCACAGAUCAUGAAGAACUGAUCUCCUGUCUGUUUCUGUUCCUUUAAACCCUCAGAUGAUUUCAGAAGACUUAUAGAGCUCUUAAUUGACGUUAAUUUGAUGGAAAAGAUCCACAUGAAUAUUCUGUUACUUGUUUCCAUUUCUUUACACACAAAGAAAAAGAUUUAGUAUCCAUCGAAAUGAAUUAAAACUCAGAAUAUGACACAAACCUGCAAUAAUUAAAUAUGCUAAAUAACACAAAUGCAUCUAAUCCCAUUUUAUUAGCCAAUGUCUUUGCUGCUGACUUUUGACGAUCCAGUUCAAAUAAGACCAAAUGAUAUAUAUUCUUCCUUCAGCCUGGGGUUUAUUCAUUACACGUUUUGCACAAAAGGGCUUUUCGUUUGAUAUAAAAAUGACUUCUUAUAUUAAAAACAAGCAACCAAGUGCUGCUCGGAUAUAAAAAAGCAAUGCAAAGGGUUACUUUCCAUAAAAAGUACCGUAAUUAGUUUUUUUCUUUAGAGAGUAACACGGUAUUGUGACGUGUUUGACUUGUAUUGAGGUGAGCGGACCGUUUCAUGGUCUGGACCGUGGUUUCUUUCUCACUGAUGUACCUGGAUGUAAACGUCGUGGCUUGUUUUUGCUGGAGGAUGCUGCCGCUCAUAAAAGACACAAGGAAACGGUUUCUGUUGGUCGUGGCUCCGUGGCGAGAUGCAUCCUCGAGUCUCCUCCGUCCUUCUUCUCGUCGUUCUUCUCUCUGGAGGUAGAAAAAGCACACGGCAUGUUGAACGUGUUUAGUAAGGCAGGCCUGAAUGCCUCUCUCUGUGUCUUUUAAGGACUCUCUCUGGUCUGCAACGAUUGCCGGGGACGCGCUUGUACGAGAAAGAAGACGUGUGACGAGAAACGCAGCAGGUGCAAGAAACACUCGACUACUUGGGUGAGCUGCAAUUGAUUGCACAUUUCUCGUUUUCAGCUUAAAAAAAAGCAUGAAACACCUUUUCACUCGUCCGUUGAAGAGGCAGCGCUGGAGUACUAGAGAGUGGUUUGUUGUGACAGGACGGUAUAGAGACCUGAGCGAGGAGCGCCUGACCAUCACGUGCAGGAACAGGAAAGAAACGAUGCAGGAAAGCUUGUCUUGGGGCUGUGAGAGCUGGUCUUUCAGCACGGGCUGCUGGAGGAAGGUGUUUUCCGUCCAGUGCUGCGACACCAACGCCUGCAACAGAGACGCUGUUACCGGCUUUUCUUCUCGUAUCCCCAACAGACAGAAAUGUUUCACUUGCGAUGAUGAGAGCGGCUCAAAAGUGAUGAGCUGUUGGGGGGACCGCCAGAGAGAACGAAAGCGUAAAGGCCGUCAAGGGAUGCGUGUCGAGAUCCGCCUGCAAGCGGAAGCUCGGGUCCUACGGGAACAUCACGUGCUGCUCAGGGAAGCUGUGUAACGGCGUUCAGCUUCCUGUUCCUCUUCUCUUCUUCAUCCUGCUGCGCUGAACCCAGACGCUCCUCACCUUCACCUGCGUUUUAAUAAAGAAAGACGGCACUGUCUGAAAUCAUUUGAUUCAAAACUAUUGCUGCCGAACGAUUAAUCGCUUCCAAAA